CUGAACAUUUAAGCUAAUAUACUAAUCAGGUUUGGUUUAAUACGCUUCUAUGUGUAUAACAUAGUGUACACUCUACGUGGCACCGUCCCGUUAUAAACAUAAAAGCGUAAGUUGCUGGGUUAAGUUUCCCGUGUGAUUCGUGUGUUUUGAACAAGGAAAAACGGCGAACGCUGAAAAUGGGAAUUGCGGAGUUGUACGAUUUUUAUUGGAAUCAAUGCGCUGAUCCACGAACGAACCAUUUGCCGUUCGUUAGCUCGCCCAUUCUUAUCCCGACCAUUAUAUUCACGUAUCUGUACUUUGUUUUAAAAUAUGGACCGGAGUAUAUGAAGGACAGGAAACCGUACAAAUUGAAAACUUUCAUAAAAUACUACAACGUCUUCCAAAUCAUCGCCAAUGCGUGUAUAGUGCAGCAAUUCAUCAGCGUUGGUUGGUUCACCGAAAUAUCAGUAUUUUGCGAAUUACCAGACUACUCCUACAAACCUGGUCCCUACAAGCUGGCUCACAUAAUGUGGCUCGGGACAAUAAUGAAAUUAAUCGACUUGGUCGAAACGGUGGUAUUCGUGCUGAGGAAAAAGGACAGUCAAGUCUCCUUUUUACAUCUGUACCAUCACAUAUCGACGCUGCUGUUGUCUUGGUACAUAACGAGAUACUACGCAAUUGCCAUGGCGUCGUUUACGCUUUUAGUAAACUGCACCGUCCACGUGAUCAUGUACACCUAUUAUUUGUUCAGCGCAUUUGGCGACAACGCGCAGAAACUGUUAAACCCGUUCAAACCUCUGCUGACCAUCACUCAAAUGGCACAAUUCGUCAUCCUGCUGCUGCAGCACUCGCAAUCGUUUUUGCCAUCGUGUCCAGUGUCGAGGGUGCCAGGCACGAUAUCUGGGAUUAACCUGAUCAUGAAUUUCGUCCUAUUCUACAACUUUUACCAGAGAAGGUACAAGCCACAAGGAAAGAAGAGUUGAAACAGCAUAUACUGUAUCUUUCAGUUACAAGUGUUAAUGUUC
This is a messenger RNA of Hylaeus volcanicus, 1004 nucleotides long. RefSeq names its product elongation of very long chain fatty acids protein 1-like. Gene Ontology annotation, cellular component: endoplasmic reticulum membrane. The coding region runs from base 177 to 962 and encodes 261 amino acids. Gene Ontology annotation, molecular function: fatty acid elongase activity. The record is from RefSeq and is a predicted model, not a curated record. Lineage: Eukaryota; Metazoa; Arthropoda; Insecta; Hymenoptera; Colletidae. Gene Ontology annotation, biological process: very long-chain fatty acid biosynthetic process; sphingolipid biosynthetic process; fatty acid elongation, polyunsaturated fatty acid. The transcript is spliced from 4 exons.